Molecule: messenger RNA, 5501 nt
Organism: Linum trigynum
Lineage: Eukaryota; Viridiplantae; Streptophyta; Magnoliopsida; Malpighiales; Linaceae
Source: the annotation of a GenBank genome assembly
AACAUUUGGUGGCCCAUGUGAGAGAAUCACAAUUAUUGGUAGCCAAACUGGUAAGACUUAACAAAUUAUAGGACCUUCUUUCAAUAAAUAAAUAUCUUGGGGAUGGUUCCGUAAAUUCCAAAUCAAUCCUUCAUCUUCCUCGCUGAACAAGGCAUGGUUCAUGAAACCGUACCGAAGAUCGUACCGGAAAAGUCAGCGAUAGGGUAUUUUAUGACAAAAUCGUGGUUUAACCGUAGUUCAACCGUUAGUACCGUUAAAUACCGUCUAUCGGUUUAGCCUCCAAUACUGGUAUUUUGUGGUUGAACCGUCGGUACGGUACGGUUUAAUGGCAAGGGCGAGACUUUUGACCAAAAACGAAGUUGUGAGACUAAUGGAAACCGCCAAAGAGCUUCGCCGCAGGGACGAGAAAAUCACAAACUCCGAUUCGUCGCUUCAUAUCAGAUCACCGUCGAAGUUGUCGCACUGGAGCUCGCCGUCGUCUGUAGCAGCUUCUCCUUCUCUCUAUCCCCCAACCAUGGAAACUUAGACCCAUCACUGUUAGUCUGUUACUUCGUUGCCGUUCCCAAACGGCCAAACCCUUCAGGGCUUCACCGUCGUCGUUUGAGGAUCUGUUCAUGGUGGCCCGUUGCUCGAUCUGCUAUAAAUUGCGUGACAUUGUUAGUGAUGAACCAUGUUCGUUAAUUGAUUUCUCCAUUGCAAUUUGUAUUAACAGGAAUAGAGGCAAAAUUCCCUUUCUUGUAUCUGCUAGAUCAAGAAAUCCAACCAUGCACUAGUUCAUGUGUGGGAUUCUAUCUUGCUGCAUGCUUCCUUCUCCACUGGCCGUGAAGAAGUAGCUUGAAAGAACCCAUCAAUGGCGAUUUCUGAAAAUUUUCCUUGACCAUUGCUUUAACACCAUUGCUGAUCUUAUUGUCUCCUGUAUAUGCUGGAAACGAACUUUGUCUCUUGUUGGAAUUCUUUCCCAUUAGGCAUGUUUCUGUCAACUUUGUCUCUUGUUGUCAAUAAGCAUCAACUUGCAGAAAAAAUCUGUCCCUACAACCUAGUUGACUGGGUUUUUCCACAUAUCCUUCCAACUUCUGAUUCAACUUGUGAACAUGUGGAUGCUAAACCUGGUCCAAUCCCUAUCCUCUCUCGCCUCGUCCAUAUCUCACACAUUGGCUGAAAAGUCUUGGCGAGGUGAACGGUUGCUGGCCAAAGUCUCCGGCGGCAAUGUCUGGCCUCGGAGCCGCUCUUACCAGCUCGCUGCUCCUCCCCAUUGCGUUACUGCUACUCCUCCUUCGCCUUCACUCAUUUCCAGCUUCCGUCUCUGCUCAGAGGGGUUCUGGGUCUGCUCCUCGCUGGCAGACUCUCUCCGGCCAUAGCCCCAUAGUUGUAGCCCGGGGUGGGUUUUCGGGUCUGUUUCCUGAUUCUUCAAGUGCGGCUUACCAAUUCGCACUGGCCACUAGUGUGCCAGACGUUGUCCUGUGGUGCGACUUGCAGCUCACUAAAGAUGCAUUCGGGCUUUGUCUCCCCGACAUCAAGCUUGAUAAUUCUACUGAUGUCUCUCAGAUUUACCAGGACGGUCAGAACACCUACAUGAUCAAUGGCGCCACUCAAACCGGAUGGUUUCCCUUGGAUUUCAACCUCGCCGAGUUGUCAACUGUACCCUUGGUUCAGGGAGUUUAUACUCGUAGCGAGCGGUUCAACAAUUUGUUCCCGAUUCUAACUCCUGAGGAUGUUGCUGCACUAAAUCCAGCUGGCCUCUGGCUGAAUGUUCAGCAUGAUGCAUUCUACACCCAGCGCAAUUUAAGUAUGAAAAAUUAUGUCCUUGCUGCAUCUAGAAGAAUGGUUAUCAAUUACAUCUCAUCUCCGGAAGUGGGGUUCUUGAGAAGUAUUUCUACGCGAUUCAACCCAAGAAUCACCAAACUGUUCUUCCGGUUUAAUGCACCUAGUGAUGUCGAGCCUUCGACAAACCAGACAUAUGAUUCUUUACGAUCAAAUUUGACAUUUAUCAGGACCUUUGCCUCUGGAAUUCUUGUCCCCAAGACUUACAUAUGGCCACUGGAUGAACGUAAUUAUUUGCAGUCGAGUAUGCCCCUUGUCUUGGAUGCUCACAAAGCUGGCCUUGAAGUUGUGGCCACAGACUUUUACAAUGAUGCUGUUCUGAGCUACAAUUACAGUUACGACCCUAUAGCUGAAUAUCUGCAAUUUGUGGACAAUGGUCAUUUCUCUGUUGACGGUGUGCUGUCUGACUUCCCAAUAACUCCAUCUGCAGCAUUUAAUUGCUACGCUCACCUUGGCCGGAAUGCUUCAGAGAAAGUAAAUACUUUGGUCAUCACCAAAAAUGGUGCAAGUGGAGACUACCCAUCCUGUACCGACCUUGCAUACCAAACAGCCAUCUCGGAUGGAGCAGAUGUUAUUGAUUGUCCAAUUCAGAUGUCACAGGAUGGAGUCCCAUUUUGCCAAAGCUCUAUAAACCUUAUCGACACUACACAAGCCACUGAAACAUUAAAUGACUUCUUAACAGAUGUUCCGGAGCUCAAGGGCAAAGGCAUAUAUACGUUUAGCUUGAAUUGGAGCCAGAUUCAGAACUUGACUACGGCCAUAUCCAAUCCAUUUCUAAGUUAUCAGUUGUACCGAAAUCCUAGGGUGAGUAAUGAAGGAAGUUUAGUUUCCCUAGCUGACUUCUUGGCUUUGGCAAAGGACGCUGGAUCGCUUUCUGGCGUCUUAAUCAACAUUGAAAAUGCAGCUUAUCUCAUGGAGAAGCAGGGUCUGGCUGUAGUUGAUGCGGUUGAGACCGAAUUGAGCAAAGCUGGUUAUGAUAACCAGACAUCUCUGAAAAUCAUGAUCCAAUCCACCAAUUGCUCAGUUCUAAUGAAGCUGAAGGAUAAAAUACAGUACGAGCUAGUUUACCAAGUUGACGAAACAAUUGGGAGUGCUGAUCCUUCUGCAGUUUCAGACAUCAAGAACUUCGCUCAUUCUGUUGUGAUCAGCAAGCAGUCGGUGGCUGAGAAUAAUGAGUUCUUGACCAGAAUGACAGAUGUCGUGACGAAGCUGCACAAUGCUAAUCUCCCGGUCUACGUCCAAACCUUCAGCAAUGAGUUUGUAUCUCAACCGUGGGACUUCUUUGCAGAUAUCAACGUGGAGCUCAACACCUACAUCUUGGGGACCAAUAUUAGCGGCGUUGUUACAGGCUUUCCUAAGACACCUGACAGAUACAGAAAGAACCGAUGUCUGGCUCAACGGAACAAUACUCCUCCCUACAUGUCCAUAGUUCCGGCAGGGAGCCUGCUGGGAUUCAUCCAGGAGCCAUCAUUGCCACCAGCUCAGGCUCCAAGCCUACCUCUGACCGAGAACGAUAUCGCUGAGGCGCCUUUGCCACCAGUCAGGAACAAACCGACGGUCGACUCUCCCCCUGCUGCUCAAAUUACACGAGGAAGUGGGCUGUCAAAGGGAGCAGUUGCAGGGCUUGUAGUUUCGGUUGUGGUUAUACUUAUCGUCGCGCUCGGCUGCUUUCAGUUGAGAAAUAGGGGACUGUUGGCUCGGAUGGGAAUUACAUGAUCUCUGUAAUUCUAUGACAUUCUAUCUAUGUACAUGCAAGUUUCUGCAUAUGUGAUAUAUUCUGUCUAUACAUGUAACUUGUGGAACAAGAUAACUAAGCAUACGUGAGACAAAGCUCCAGAUAAUAGGGCAAAUGUUACAGUGAAAGGAGAAGAUUGUAUGUAUGGAUUCUGCAGAAACUUUCAUCAUGGCUCCUCCUCCAUUACACAUUCGAAUUAUGGCUACUUUCUGAUUAUGGAGAAUUGAGGGGAGAAAGGAGACCACUUAUUCAGUUUUGCUCCUCGUUUCUUUCUCUUUCCCCUUUGAUUUUGACUUUCGGCUUUCGGGGGCCAGCCUGUUUUCUUCCCUUUAAUUUGUUCCUCUAAAUCUUUUGUCUUUACCCAACAAGCACGCUUGACGCUUCCCAUCAGCGUGCAUCACGCUUUGCUACUGGUGAGAGAGCCGAUAUGGCGACAACUAUACGUGGCCACGGGCAAGGCACGGUAUGAGCACGGGCACGAAAUAAAUAGGCCAGUCUGGCUCGAGCACAAAUAAUUUAUGGGUCUUGCUGAGUCUAAACUUAAUGGGCACAGACACGAGCACGGGCAUGACACGGUAUAUAAGUGGACUGUAUCGGGUCUAAUAUUUUCGAGACUUUAUUGAGUAUAAAAACGGACAUGUCAUGAAAAUAAUAUUUAUUUGAUAGAAAAUAAAUUUAAAAAGAAUUAUAGGUUCAAAUAUUACAAAACACAAGUAGAAAAAUAAUUAUUUGUUGUUGUUAGAAGUGUCAUAAAGAUAUAUACAUAAUUACGAACAUAAGUAAAAAUGGACAAAGAAUUAAACAAAGCCAAAUUACACUCGCUAUACUUCCAAUUUUCUUUCCCCCCUUAUUUGUUACUUUUCUCAAACAUUAUCGGUUAAUACUAUCUUCCCCCGUCCAAUUUUCACCUUCUUUUUCAUUCUCUCUUUUGUUUUCGUCCUUUUCAUUAAACACGAAUACGAGCAUGACACGAGCACGAAUAGGCACGUCACGAUUCGAACCGUGCACGGGCCUGGGUCGGGCCUAGCAAAGUUAACAAAUGGGCUUGCAUGGAACGACACGAAAACUGACGUGCCGUGCCAAGCACGACACGAAAUAAAUGGGCCCAAAGCGUGCCCGUGCCGGCCCAAGCACAACCCAGCGCCCAUGUACAGUGACAACACCAUAUUUGUUGUUAUUGUAACAACAAUAUUACACUAAUCUCCAAUCAAUAGGAAGGUAGGGUUGUGAUGACUUUUCAUUAGUUGAGUUGACCUAGUGUAAAAUCAAAGCAGGGGUAUAAUUGUCAUUAUGAAAAUAUGUUUAAAUAAUAAAAAAAUAAAAAAAAUUCUGCCCAAAAAUUUUGGUCACCGGGCGUCGUAAUCUGGUCGCCGGUCACCGGAAUAUGCUUUUUUGUCACCAGAAUAUGCUAUUUUGUAAUCGGAAUAUGCCACUGUCGCCGGAAUAUGCUUACCGGCAUCGGAAUCUAGUCAUCGGGACCGGAAUACGCCUAUCGGCGCCGGAAUCCGGUCACUGACGGUCAUCAGAGUUUGGUUAAGUUUUUCGUUGACCGGACAACGGCCAACGACUACCGGAUGUUAUGGUCUUUAUUUUAAGAUUUAUGGUUUGAUUUCUCAUAUUUUUGUAUGCGUUUUGUGGUUUGUUUUAUCGUGUUUGUGGUUUGCAUUAAGAAGUUCUGGUUUGCUUUCAAAAAUUUUGUGGUUUGCAUUGUGAGGUUUCUGGUUUGUUUUAAUAGAUUUGUGGUCUGCAUUAGGACGUUUAUGGUUUGCUUUUUUGUGGUUUGAUUUACUGUGUUUGUGGUUUGCAUUAGGAGGUUUCUGAUGUGCUUUCGUAAAUGUUGUGGUUUGCUUUGUGAGGUUUGCGGUUUGUUUUAGGAGAUUUGUAGUAUGCAUUAGGAGGUUUCUGGUUUGCUUUUUUGUGGUUUGCAUAAAGCGGUUUAUGGUGU